This is a messenger RNA of Agelaius phoeniceus (red-winged blackbird), 1416 nucleotides long. Lineage: Eukaryota; Metazoa; Chordata; Aves; Passeriformes; Icteridae. The record is from RefSeq and is a predicted model, not a curated record.
GGAGACGACAGCAGUCACGGGGCUGUGGGUAAGGAAGCAGCAGCCAAAUGGACAAGAGGACUCGGCAGCAUGGUACCAAAAGAUGUGCUGGAGAAGAUGGCAGAGAACAAGAAAGGAGAGGAGAGCAACCCUGGCUCUCCAGCAGUGGGACAGCCCCCUCACCAAGGGGACAACAAAAGGAGGAAAGAGGCAGAGGCUGAGUGGGGGAUGCGGCAGCUGGAGACCCAAGUGCAGGAUGUCUGCCAGACUCUGUCCCCAUACAAGGAGAGUGUGGCUAUGGGAGUCCCCCCAUGUCCAGUGGAGGCAGCACGGAUGCAGCAAGAGCCCAGUGCCAGGGCUGUGCUCCUGGAGGGGUCAGCACGAGGGAAGCCUCCCGGGAGCCCUCAGGUGGAGGCCAUGCUGCGUGAACUGGGCGAGUUGUGGGAGGACCUGCAGAGGAGGCACCAGGAGAAUGGUGUGGUGCUGCAAGAAAUCGAUAAGGCACUGCGGGAAGAAGCAGCAGGCGAGGCAUCCACUGAGCACGAGGGAGCAAGGAAGAUGCAGAGGAAAGUGGAGAUGGUGGAGGAGAAGUUGGCACACGUGCAGGCAGCACUGCGGCACCGGGCAGCAGAUCUGCGGGACUCCCUGGUGCUGUCUGAGUUCCUGCAGGACCUGCAAGAGGAGGAGGCACGGAGCCAGCAGGGAUCUGCAGCGGCUGAGAAGUCUCCAAUCAGUGAGGACAUGAGUCGGCCCUUGGGAGAGCUGCAGGAGGCUGUGGAGAUGCUGAAUGAUGCGGCGAAGGAGCGGGAGCGGGUCAUGGAGGUGGCAGCAGAGACGGAGAGCCUGGAGCGUCUGGUGGCAAAGAUAUCCCCACAGCUGGAGGCCCUUCAGUGCAGAGCCAAGGCGCUGUCUGAAGACAUUGCCCUAGCAGAGAAGAGCUUCACCACAGUGAAGAGUGAGAAGGACCUGCAAGGGCUGCAGGGCUUGCUAAGCUGCCAGCAGGAGAUGGAGCAUGCAGUGUCCCAGACCCUGCAAGGGCAGCUGGAGGAGCUGGAGAGGGUGGCUGCCCGCUUGCAGGAGCUGUGUCCUGCUCGGCAGUGCCCCGUCAGCCAGGAGCUGCAGGAGACGCUGUGGGCCUGGGCAGGGCUGCGAGAGCUGCUGCGGGAGACCCGGCUCCGCGUGCAGCAGGCCAGCCAGCUCCGGCACUUCUUCAAGGAUUACUUAGCCAUGAUCUCCUGGACUGAGGACACCCGGGCUCAGAUCUUCUCUGAAAGCCCAAGCAGUUCCAGUAUCCCGGAGACUCCAUGUGAGGAGCUGGAGAGGAGAAUCGAAGAGAAACUCAAGGAGUUUGAGGCACUAGCAGCAGCAGGGCAGCAGCUGGUGUCUGAGGAGCACUACCUGAGUGCAACACUGCUCUGCUGUGAGAUACCCUGGUAG